Esox lucius (northern pike) is the source of this 2160-nucleotide messenger RNA. RefSeq names its product Rho guanine nucleotide exchange factor (GEF) 39 (gene arhgef39). Bases 163 to 1443 code for a protein of 426 amino acids. Gene Ontology annotation, biological process: positive regulation of cell migration. The record is from RefSeq and is a predicted model, not a curated record. NCBI's taxonomy places the organism in Eukaryota, Metazoa, Chordata, Actinopteri, Esociformes, Esocidae. Gene Ontology annotation, molecular function: guanyl-nucleotide exchange factor activity. Gene Ontology annotation, cellular component: plasma membrane. The transcript is spliced from 11 exons.
CACCACGUGUGGGCGGGACAGUAUUCCGAGGAAGUCAUACAUCGAAGGAGCCAAUCGGCUCAGUGGAGAACCCGGAAGAAAGAGCAACCGAAAAGUGCGCCUGGAUUCAAUUUUAAACAGAUAAGAAGACCCUGACAGGACUGCCCCCCCCACCCCGCCGCCAUGAGUUUCUCUCCAAGCCCAGUAGGCCUGAUGGACAGUCGUAGUGUCCAGGAGCAGAGGGAGAAGUGGCAGAGGAAGAAGACGCGUACGGCAAGAGAGAUGGUCCAGACUGAACAGAAAUACUGUGAUGAGUUGCAGCUGGUCAACACGUACUUUGUAGAGAUUCUGAAGGCCAAAGGUACCCUGAGGCAGGACAUUAGAGAAAGCAUCUUCAGUACGGUUACAUCCAUCUAUUCAGUAAACCAGUCGUUGCUGGUCCGUCUGGAGAAAGGCGAGUUUGGGCGUGGCUUUGAUGACUUCUGUCCUCAUCUGCAUUACUAUGUCACCUAUGUGGACAACAUCCAGAACGCCAGCAAGGUCCUCGCGCUGCAGGUGAAGAAGAACAAGGCGUUCAGAAGGUUCAAGAAGCUCCAGGAGUCCAGACCUGAGUUUCACUGCUGCAAGCUGGAAGACCUGUUACUCCUGCCCCUACAGCGAAUCCAACAGUACAAGCAUUUCCUGAGGGACCUGACAGAGAACACGGGUCCACACAGCCCAGACUUCCAACAGCUUUCAAGAUCAGUGGAGGCAGUAUCCGAGGUGGCCCAACGUAUUCAGGACAACGCUCGCAGCCAUGACAACCAACUCCAGCUACGACGGGUGCAGAAACUGCUGAAGGGGACGAAGGCCAAGGUCAUAGUUCCAGGGCGCUGGUACCUGCGUGAGGGUUGGCUACGUGCUGUCCCCCCUAAAGGAGCCGAGGCCAAGCCCAAAAUGUUCUUCCUGUUCAGCGACGUCCUGCUCCAGGCCAAGCACUGCAACCGCCUCCACCCCACCAACGGGGACAAGUUUGCCGGCCAGAGAUUCUACCCCCUGAGGGACUGUACCGUGGAGAAAGUGUUUGGACACACCAAGAGCCAGGGAGGCCUGCUCAGUUUGACUUUCCCCAAAGCCAAGCUGCUGCUGAUGUCCAGCAAUCAAGAGGACAUAGACGACUGGUAUCGCAGCCUGUCUUCUGCUGUGUGUCAGUUAAAAUCAAGGAACACUGUAAUUCACCAGAGGGAUCCUCUGGUCAGAAGACCUCUACGCUCUAACCAGGACGACAGCACCCCCACACCCUCCACCCACAACAACACCACCACCCCAGGGAGGAAGAGGAUGGCUCCCCCUCCACCCCAAACCCCAGCCAGCACCACCUCCAGGACUCCUGCAGAAACCUUGAGCAGUGCCUCCAAGAGGGUGAAGCUUUCUGAGGGUCCAGAGGAGAGCGCACCUGCCGGAUCCAGCUGUGUGAUCCUGUGAAGGACGGAGAACUUUCACACCAACUCGUCCGGUCAGAAAAGUGAGGGAUGAUGGGUGUGAGGGUCAGAAGGUCAUCUACUGGAGUUUUGGGGUGUUUACUCUGUUACUAGAUUCCACUGUAUCCAUUGUUUUGCUUUUUUAUACUGCUCAAAUCGUGUCCCUUUCUCACCUUAAUCAUUGUGUGCCUUUAUUUCUGAUUAAUGUGAACAUUUGAACACCGAUGAUAAAGAGACACUUUAAAACAUUUUCAUGAUAUAUGCCAAAGGACUUAGAAUUUGUCACAUUAUAUUUUAAUGGUUUAUCCUGAAUAUGCUGUUGCCAUUAUUUUAUUACUAUAUUAAUAAUCAAAUCUGUCAAAUGAGAUACGUUUAGAUGAGUUAAGGAAGUACCAUACACUAGUAUUUUUUUAAUCAUACUUUUUACUGUAAAAGUUUGCAUUCAAUUCAUUUUUCUGAUUCAGAAAAGGUCUAGAAAAUAAUAUUUUCAGUGGUGUUAUGGUGAUAUGUGCAAUACUUUAAGUGCAUGCAAGUCAGCUGUACUGUAUUUCAACACAUCACAGUUAAUGUUAAUUCUCUUGGUCAACAUUCUGAUCCACAAAUAUUUAUUUUACCCCGGCAUAGAGAGAACACACUACUAUCAUUGAUGUGUGAUUUCCAAUCCUUCUGUCUUGUAAUCAUUUUCCUUGUCUAAUCAUGUACUCUAUAUAUAUAUAUAUAU